This is a messenger RNA of Prosopis cineraria, 1754 nucleotides long. RefSeq names its product dof zinc finger protein DOF5.7-like. The record is from RefSeq and is a predicted model, not a curated record. Bases 291 to 1304 code for a protein of 337 amino acids. NCBI's taxonomy places the organism in Eukaryota, Viridiplantae, Streptophyta, Magnoliopsida, Fabales, Fabaceae. Gene Ontology annotation, biological process: regulation of DNA-templated transcription. The transcript has a single exon. Gene Ontology annotation, molecular function: DNA-binding transcription factor activity; DNA binding.
UAUAAAACCUACUCCUCUGUCUUUCUCUUUCAACACUUCCAUACAGCUUUCUUUAUCCCACUAGAUCUGAAAAGACCUGGAACCCCCACUUCUUCUGUAUCAUCUUCCAUCGUUCUCAAUCACCCUCCUUGAUGAACCUCACAGGCACUCUUCUUGACUAGACCGUCCCUUCCCUCUUUCAUGCAUGAAAUCAUUCAAUUCAUGAGUAUCUUUGCCUCUGCGAAAGGAAACUGAUAUACCCCAUUAGGCUUCCCUUUCCCUUCUCUCUCUCUCUCUCUCUCUUUCUGUCUAUGAUGUCAAAGGAAGAAAAUAAUCCUCCUUCGAAGCCAGAAGCAGCCAAAGAAGAUGGCAGCCAGAGCUCCGGCGGCAGGAAAAACGCCUCCUCUAGGCCACCAGAACAAGCCCUGAAGUGUCCAAGGUGUGACUCGCCCAACACCAAAUUCUGUUACUACAACAAUUACAGUCUGACGCAGCCAAGGCAUUUCUGCAAGACGUGCCGUAGGUACUGGACGAAGGGUGGAGCCCUGCGCAACGUUCCGAUUGGUGGCGGCUGCAGGAAGAACAAGAAGGUGAAGUCUUCGUCUUCAAGGCUCCCCGGCGACCCCAAGGACGCCGGAUUCCCGGGGGAGCUUGGUGGCUUCAAGUUUUUCCAUGGGCUUUCACCCUCACUGGAUUUUCAUCUUGGAGGAUCCUUAUUACCCUUCCCUAAACUUAACCAUCUUCAUCCUCCAGCCAUAUAUAACCAGGUCUCUUCCUUCGGGGAUGUUCAAGCAGCCACCUUUGAUCCGUCCGGAAGCUCAAAUUCUAUGAUGAAUUUCAAUUACCCAUCUCCAGGAGGAGGAUUCAGCAGCGUAAUUCAGGGUAUGAGCUCUAUGAACGUUAACAGCAGCCUUGCUUCUUCAAUUGAAUCAUUGAGUUCGGUUAAUCAAGACUUGCACUGGAAGCUACAGCAGCAGAGGUUGGCGGUGCUGUUUGGCGGUGAUGAUAAUGGCCAGAAAGACGAUGGUGUUUCGGCGGUUACUCUUGAGAACCAAAUCCAGAGACCACAACCAAUUUUGUUUCAGAAUCUUGAGAUUUCAAAGCCGGAGAUCAAUUGCGUUGCUGCUGGUAAUUCCAGAAAAGAAGGCCCAGCUUCUGGUGAUCCGCCUACAGAGUGGUUCUUUGGGAAUUCUUUUGCUUCUGUGACUCCAACGCCUGCAAGUACCAGUAGUGGUGGGAAUAAUGGCCAUGAUAAUGCAACCAAUAACUGGGGUUCCGUUCAUGCUUGGGGUGACGUGCAGCAGCAAUAUAAUGCUUUGCCCUAGCUAGCUAGAGGAGGUAGGAAGAAAUAGCCAAAAUUAUUUCUCUUAUAAUUAUCAAAAAAAAGUAGUCCUUUCAGUUUGAGGAAUAUGCUAGUAUAUUUAGUCUUCGCUCUUUCAUGUUGGUUCAAGUGAACAUAUAUAUGUAGCAGGUGGUUUUCUCAUGAACUUCAGCUAGCUAGAUGUUAAUCGAUUGCGUAAAUUCUCAAUGUUGAACAUGGCUCCUUCAAAUCAAUGAAUGUAUGCGACGAGGUAACUGUAGAAAAUGGGUUGACUUCAAAUUGUUUAUAAAUGUUCAUGAGUCAGGAUCUGAUCAUCACUGGGGCAAUUUUAUUUUGUCUGUAUUCUCGACUGCAAUCAAUCUCAGGCUCCAUUACUGGUAGUAAGUCGUAAGUUGAAAGGGAUUGGUGGAAAUCUUGGCCAUCUCUUUCAUUGUAUCAUCGGGAUCUGCGAGGG